CCCACAACGACAUAUACACCAAGUGCAUCACUCCACGACCCCGGUUUCUACCUCAGUCCUGUUAACACUUGCACUGUGGUCGUAUCAUGAUGGCCCAAUCAUAUAAUUCUGACAGUUCACGAUACUCCGAACAAUAUUCAACUUCCGUGAAUCCGAAUGGCCUGCAUCAUGACAAUCGCAAUCAAAAUCAGGAUCGAUUUGGAGCAUUUGUCGACUACAAUGCACUGUACAACGACGCAACGACGCGUCUUGAUAUUCUUGGUGGCUCUGCUACUACCGCUCGCGACCUUCAUGAGGAACCCGACUCUAAUUUGGCAGCAAGUGAUAGCCAAUAUCCGGAGUUCGUAGACAGACAAGUCAUGCUCUGGGACAAUUCCGCACCUCAAGAGCCAACCACGGAGGUUGAGCUCCCCUUUGAACUCCCUAGCACAUACUCCUUCGAAGCCUCGCAGCCUUAUGGAAUCCAGAACCCCUCUAUCUCCUCCGUAGAGUGGAACGACGCAACGAACUAUCCUUCGUAUGGUUCUCAGCACCAACCCAUAACAGACUUUGGUCCCCUCGCUCAGUGGGACACCCAGUAUCCACGCGACUCGCAAUUCUCCACUUCCUUUUCUCCCAUGGACAAUCUCGUCAGUCCCGCUCAAAUGGCUCCUUCUCACGAGGACCUUAGGAGUAACUACUCUCCUUCGUACGCCGAGCAGUACCUGUUGGACAUCGAGGCGCGAGAGGACGACACACUCUCCAUUCAUGUUCGCAUCCCGCCCUCUAUUCCUGGAGCUAUGUACUACGGCACCCACCUGAUAUCAGAGUUCUCGCAGGACGCGGAUGGUACCAUCGACUUCCGUGUGCAUCUCCCGGCGGGGUGCGCACGGGUCAGCAGCACCUUUGUGCAUGCUUAGAUCGAUUGCUGAAUGUUCGAGAACGCCUUUGCUUGCAUUGAUAUAUGUUUGUCGUUUGUUUUACUUUCGCCUCGAUGAGCUCCCGCGCCCUCAGCUCUCUUUUGUUAUCGUUAUGCUCUUGAUAUAUCGCU
Stereum hirsutum FP-91666 SS1 is the source of this 1030-nucleotide messenger RNA. RefSeq lists its product as uncharacterized. The transcript has 4 exons. The coding region runs from base 87 to 899 and encodes 270 amino acids. The record is from RefSeq and is a predicted model, not a curated record. Lineage: Eukaryota; Fungi; Basidiomycota; Agaricomycetes; Russulales; Stereaceae.